CUCAUGCUUUCACUCAAUGUUCCACUGAACUAAAAUCCCAACUCGACCUUAUGAGCCUAUACACGUUUGAAGAGUUUAAGAACUGCAAAACACAAGGACAGCUGUAAACUGAACCUCAGAGAUCUUGAUAAUUCAUCAUCUGAUCCUCUUCAUCAUGAUGCUGUUUCUUCAUGUGCUGAUGCUGAUUCUUCUCUCCGGUGGUUCGGCCAGAGUUGUGAAGAAUUUUGAGCCUAAAUGUCAUGCAUUUUUUGCAAUUGGAAAAUCACCAACAACAUUUACUGGAUCACAGUACAAGCAGAUCUGCCAAACUCGAAGUGAUGUUGUUCAUUUUGCAACAUAUUAUGAUACUGACAACAGGAUCCCAGUGUACUCAGCCUACAAGUUUAAAGGGAAAAUGGACUGCACAAGACAAAACAAUUGGUUAAUUGAACCUCAACUUGAUGGGGAAACAGGACCAAACAUGGCAUCUGAGGGGUCUGUGGAUAAAGAUCUACGUGGAAUCCAUCAGGCUCUCGAUGGAGACUAUGAGAAUUCUGGGUUUGACAGAGGUCAUCUGGCACCUGUCUAUCAGGCACAAUCACAGAGCUGUGCUGACGCCACCUUCACUCUCACCAAUGCUGCUCCACAAGACCCCUCUUUUAACAGAGGUCAAUGGAAGGAACUUGAAAGAAACAUGGCAGAAACACUGUCCAAGCAAUGCAAAGAGUAUUCUGUUUUCAUUGUAACAGGGGUGACACCAGGUAGAAAUAAAAUAAAAACAGACAGAGUUAAUGUGCCUAGUCAUUUCUGGACUGCAUACUGCUGCUUAGACAAAAAUGGUAUAUGUCAAAUCUCAAAAGGGUUUAUUGGAAAGAAUGAAAACAAUCCUCCUGAAGAAAAAAAUGUGAAUGAUUUAGAGAAAGAUUUGGCAAGGCUUUAUGGUGUCACAUCUUUUGAGGUGUUUGAUAGCGAUACAGAACCAAUAGAACCAAAGCCACGAAAAAGAAUAAAGCUUUUCUGAAACUGAUAAUGAUAUUGUCUGAAAGAGAAACUUUAAGAAAACCAAUUUUUUUUUGUUAUAAUUAUUUUUGACUAGAUUAUAACUAACAGCUGAAUCAUAAUGAGAAUCAUAAAGAAAACUAUUGCAAAAAUUCUGCAAUUCAUACACAUUUGAAUUGAAACAAUUAUAAUGUGUAUAAAUGA
Messenger RNA from Megalobrama amblycephala (Wuchang bream), 1182 nucleotides. RefSeq names its product endonuclease domain-containing 1 protein-like. NCBI's taxonomy places the organism in Eukaryota, Metazoa, Chordata, Actinopteri, Cypriniformes, Xenocyprididae. The record is from RefSeq and is a predicted model, not a curated record. Gene Ontology annotation, molecular function: metal ion binding; nucleic acid binding; hydrolase activity. The transcript has 3 exons. The coding region runs from base 155 to 1000 and encodes 281 amino acids.